Molecule: messenger RNA, 6961 nt
Organism: Ctenopharyngodon idella (grass carp)
Lineage: Eukaryota; Metazoa; Chordata; Actinopteri; Cypriniformes; Xenocyprididae
Product: obscurin-like
Exons: 35
Coding region: 1-6126 (2041 amino acids)
Biological process (GO): protein phosphorylation
Molecular function (GO): protein binding; protein kinase activity; ATP binding
Source: RefSeq, a predicted model, not a curated record
AUGUGCCAGAAACCACCAGUUCGGUUGAUCAAGGGACUCCUUGAUGGUGAGAACUGUUUUGUGCAGGAAAUGAACUUCUUUGUGGAGCACCAUUUGCAGUACUUAGAGACGAGCUCUCAAGUUCCUCUCACCAUACUCAGUCAAAAAGAGUACAUAUUCCGUAAUAUCAGGGAUAUUGCAAGUUUCCAUGAAUGUUGUAUUCUCCCCAAGCUGGAGAUGUGCUUCUCAGAUGAUGAUGUAGCCCAGUGUUUUGUCAGUUAUGCACCAGACUUUGAGAUGUAUCUCCAGUUCAUUACAGGCCUGCCCCAAGCUGAGGCCUGCAUCUCAGACAAAAACACACAGCAUUUCUUCAAGCAAUAUGCAAACACAGAGUUGGCACAUUUGGAUACCCAGGUCUUUAAUGUUAGCACGUAUUUGCAGAGACCAAUGGAAAGAAUUCAAACAUACAAGACAGUACUUAAGGAGCUUAUCAGGAACAAAGCAAAAAGCGGACAGAAUUGUUGCCUGUUAGAGGACGCCUUUGCCAUGGUUUCCAGCUUGCCUUGGCAUGCAGAGAACUUGCAUCAUCUGUCUAUGAUUGAGAAUUACCCAGCACCUCUCAAGGGGCUUGGAGAACCCAUUAGACAGGGCCAUUUUAUAGUAUGGGAGGAGAUUCCUGAGGUCAAAAUCUCUCUGAGAGGACAUCACCGCCAUGUCUUUCUCUUCAAAGACUGUAUUGUAUUCUGCAAGCCAAAGAGAGAACUUGGCACAUACACUGAGGCCUACAUAUUUAAGAAUAAAAUGAAGUUGAGUGAUAUUGAUGUAAAGGAUACAGUGGAAGGAGAUGACAGGUCAUUUGGUCUUUGGCACGAGCACCGGGGAAUGGUGAGAAAAAUCAUUCUGCAAGCUCGAUCCAUCCUCCUCCGCCUCUCCUGGCUCAAAGAUCUGAGAGACCUGCAGCAGCGCAGCAAACAGCCCGCUUGGAGUGCCCCGUGCUUUGAGCAGCAUCUUACUGACUAUCCAGCAAAGCUUGGACAAACUGUAAAACUAGUCUGCAAGGUCACUGGCACACCAAAACCAGUAAUAAAGUGGUAUAAAGAUGGUCAUUCUGUGAAGGAUGACGAACAUCACAUUACAUCAGAAGGACAGUUGGGUGCUUGUUAUCUUGUACUGACUGCUGUCACAGUGUUGGACUCAGGUCAAUACAUGUGUUAUGCAACCAAUCCUGCAGGGAAUGCAAGCACUCUGGCUAAUGUCAUGAUUGAUGUGCCUCCAAGUUUCACAACCAGACUACAAAACUCAGUGCUUGUAAAGGGACAAGAUGUGCAGUUCAAGUGCUCCACACAAUCUGAUCCUUUACCGUCAAUUAGGUGGUUUAAGGAUGGCAUUCAGCUUGAAAACACCAAGAAACAUCAGAUUCAAUCUGAUGUCCAGACAGGAAUUCUUACUCUCACCAUAAAGACAGCGGAAGAGGCAGAUCUGGGUCAAUACCAGUGUGAGCUACUGAAUGAAGUGGGCAGUGCCAAGUGUAAAGCUGAACUCUGCCCUCCAACACCAUUAGCUGUGACAGUCAGCACCCAAAAACAAUCACAAACCACCCCAACUCCAGAGCCCCAAUCAGAAGGUUGGUCCAGUUCCUUUGUGAAGAACCUGUUUCAUAUACUCUUUCAGCCUGGAUAUCGUGAACUACCUGCUGCUGGCGUUGAAGAUACACAAACUCUUGAAGAACAGGAUGAUGUGGAGAGGCAGGCGCAGGCGGCACAGGAAGAGGGACCUAUAGAGCCUGAGGAACACUUUUACUCAAACACAGAGGAGGAGAUGCUGACAGAGCCUCCAGCUGUGCAAGUGGCCAUUGAAGACCUGACAGUCCGGCCUGGUCAGCCUGCAACAUUCUCUGCAAUUAUUACUGGCCAACCCACCCCAGAGAUUCAAUGGUUUAAGAAUGACAAGGAAAUCUCAUCCAAUGAGUACACAGAAAUAGUCCAAAGUAGUGCACGUUGCUCUCUCACUUUGCUGGGUACUCAAACAGAAGAUUGUGGCACCUACACAUGCAUAGCUAGCAACAGUGCAGGACAAGCGUCUUGCCAAGCUAAACUCAGUGUUGAUGCAGGUCCAGAUGAAAUUGAGGAGGAGAGAGAAGUGGAGUUUGGAAAAAGACGGAAACUACAUUCUGUAUAUGAAGUUUAUGAAGAAAUAGGAAGGGGCACUUUUGGAGUGGUUAAAAAAGUAACGCAUAGGGCGAGUGGCGAAUGUUUUGCUGCUAAGUUCCUUCCACUCAGAAGCAGCACACGGACCAGAGCGUUUCAGGAGAGAGACCUACUGUCCCGUCUAGCUCACUGCAGACUCGCAUGCCUCUUGGACUUUUUCUCCACAAGACGCACCCUGGUGUUGGUUGUAGAAUUAUGUUCUACACAGGGGUUACUAGAUCAUUUGUUUUUAAAGGGAUCGGUUACAGAGAGGGAGGUCCAGUUAUAUAUUCAGCAGGUUCUGGAGGGCAUUGGCUAUAUACACAGUAUGAACAUUCUACAUCUGGAUAUCAAAACAGACAAUAUCCUAAUGGUGUCCCCUGCUACAGAAGACAUCAAAAUCUGUGACUUUGGAUUCUGCCAGGAAAUUGACAACUCCAGACAUCAAUACAGCACAUUUGGGACACCUGAAUUUGUUGCUCCAGAAAUUGUUCACCAAGAACCUGUGACAGUAGCCACUGAUAUCUGGUCUCUUGGUGUGGUUACUUACUUAUGCUUAACAUGCCACUGUCCUUUCUUCGGUGAGAACGACCGUGCCACGCUGAUGAAGGUUGCUGAGGGUUUGCUGUACUGGGACACACCUGAGAUCACAAGCAGAAGUGUAGAGGCACAGGACUUCCUACAUAGGGUUCUACAGCCAGACCCAGAAAUGAGACCAUCUGCAUCUGAGUGUUUGAGUCACGAGUGGUUUCAGGGUUAUUAUGAAGAUGAAGAACCAGAGGACAUAAAUACCAAAAAUUUAAAAUCUUUUAUUUCGAGAAGAAAAUGGCAGCGUUCUUUAACAUGUCUCGGCUCGGUUCUGACUCUGAGACCAAUCCCAGAGUUGUUAGAGGCUCCUCUGCGUGACGUUUCGAUUACAGCUUCAAGGGAGCCCCAGGAGCCCAGCAGCACCUCCCUAAGCAGUGGAUCCUCUUCAGAUUAUGAUGAGGCAGAUGCCUGGGACUUCUUCCAGCAGAUGAGCCAAGAGGAUGAAGAUGAUUUGGAGGAAGAAGAUGAAUAUGACCCAUACGCUCAUGUGUCAAAGACACCCACAAUUCUAAAACGGGAUGAGGAAGAUGUGCUUAUUGGUGAGGACAGAGUUCACAGUGGCCCGCUGGUGAUUCCAAUGAACACACCGUUAACAGAGCCGGUAAGCUUGGAGCGAAGGGACAGUAGCCCCUCUCUUCACCUCUCUGAAGGAGAGGAAGGAUUGGCUGGUGGGCCUCCCAUACCACGUCGUAGCCUCAUCAAGAGCACGUUUUACUGCAGCUCUGAGCAGCUCUCGCCCAUAUCUGCUCGUCACAUGACACUUCGGGAUAAAAUCCAAGCUAAAAAGCAAGAGCGUGGCCGUAAACCCCUACGUGCCAGCCUCUCUGGCAGGUUGAACGAGCCCCUAAUAGAGUAUGUAGAAGAUUCCCCAGACUUAGAAGCUAAUCGUAACCAAAGAAGAGGCUCAAUGCAUUCAUCUAUCCUCAAGUCCAGCUCAUUUGAUAGUGGAGUGAGUGCUGCCCAUCCAAACAUACACACGCAGAGAAGAAGCAGAUCAUUAGAUGUGUACAUGCAACGCUCUCCAGCUUCAACGGUGCAGGGAGAGGACGAGCAUGAUGUUGAAGUUAGCCAGAAACCAGAUGCCACUGAUGAAGAGGAGGCAAAAACUGAAGAAGUCCAAGUGAGAAGGAAACUCUGCCGUCGCUCUGCAUUUUUGUCGAAGAAGGGCCCAGUUGUUAUGAGGAAGGUGAGAGCGCAGGUCCAUGAGCCCGAAGAAGGACAUCAGCCAGUCUUAAAAAGUUCAUGUGAGGAUGACAUCCAAUUGCAGAUCAUGGAAACAGAAGCAGCACAUUUGGGUGAUGAGGAGAGCAUGGAUGGCUCACAGCUUUCGCUAGCAUGCUCCCUUGACCACGUUUCAGAGGCAUCUAGCAGGGUAGGCUCAUAUGAAGAACUCUCUUACAGACACCACCAUGAUGAGACCUUGAUCGCUGGAUCCUCUGGAAAAACAUCUCUAUGCUCUCUUCUACAGGACUCUGAGGAUGAAGACAUGGAGAGGGUCCUGAGAUCUCUUCGCCAAGACCUCCCGCAAGCCCCGCCAAGACGCCGCACCAACAGUUCAAGCUCUGGACUAAAUGAGAUGCGCAAUAAGAGUGACAUUCAUCUAAGAAGAAGCUCUUCGGCACUUCCUGUCCAGGCUGCGGUAGCAGGCCGAGAAAGCAAAGAGGUGCUUCAAAGACAUGCCUCAGCCCCAGCUCUACAAGACAAACCCCCUAGUGGGAAAUCUUCCAAGCCUGGAUUCAUGAAGAUCUUCCGCAAGCACUCAUGGGCUAGCCAUUCUUCUCCUCAGCUAGAGGGCUUGGAAAAGAAACAAGGAGAAGGAGCAUCCUCACAGCCUAAGACCCCUCUUCUAAAUCUAAGGAAGAAGAUGCGAGCUUCAGCAUCUAGCAUUACAAAACUCUUCACCCGACAGUGCAGCAAGGAUGACAUAGAGAAGAAGAAAGGCGGACCAAUUGUGAAGAACCCCUCACCUGUCAUACCAGACAAAAUGACUCACCCUGCCACAGUUCCUGCUGCCACCUCAUCUGAAAGUCCUCAGAAGAAGUCCAAAUUGUUCUCGCUGAAAGUGCCGAUAUUUAAGAAAACCAAAGAAAGUCCAGUCAAACCAUCCAGGCCAGAUGUCAUUCAGCUAUCAGUGGGUGGAGCUCUUGUGUUCUGGAAACCUGUGCCGUCCAAAGAGCCUGUCACAUAUUGUAUUCAGUAUAGUGUAAAUGGUGGGGAGUGGAGAACAUUGUCAGAGAAUGUCACAGACAGCUGUUUCACAGCUAAUGCCCUUCCGAGAGGACCGGGAUAUAUAUUCAGAGUGUCCUAUAACACCAAGACAGGGCUGGCACCUUUCAGUGACCCUUCACCACCUGCUUUUAUGGCCACGCCUUAUGAAGAGUCUCACAAUCCUCUCAUUCAGAUGGAAUCUAUUGGGUCAAAGGUCACUGUACCUGGAGGUCUUGGCACUGAGAAGUCUUAUAGCUUCCUGUCUGAAAUCAACAGAGGCCGUUUUAGUGUGGUAACGCAGUGUGAGGAUAGCCGCAGCUCUCAGAUGUUGGCAGCCAAGAUGACCCCCUACAGACCAGAGCAGAGGCAAUUGGUUUUGAGGGAAUAUCAACUGCUUCGCCGGCUGAGUCACCCUCGGAUUGUCCAGCUGCAGUCGGCCAUUCUCACCCCCACCUGCCUGGUGCUUAUAGAGGAGCUGUGCUCAGGACGAGAGCUUCUUUAUAACCUUGCAGAAAGGAAUCUAUAUUCAGAAACACAUGUGACAGACCUACUAGAGCAGAUUCUGAGCGCUGUGGAUUACCUGCACAGCCGACGCAUUGUACACCUGGACCUAAAGUCAGACAACAUGCUUGUGACAGGCCGAAAUGUAGUGAAGAUUGUGGAUUUGGGCUCCGCUCAGCCCUUCACUCCAGGACAUGCGCUGAACAUCGAACACAUCAAAGAAAUGACAGAUAAUAAAGUUUAUAUUGUCCUUCCUAAAGCUCCUGAAAUCUUAGAAGGACAAGGAGUUGGACCCGAAACUGAUAUCUGGGCUGUUGGUGUUUUGGCUUUUAUAAUGUUGAGUGCAGACAGUCCCUUUCAUGCUGAUUUAAAUUGGGAGAGGGAUCGAAACAUCAAAAAAGGAAAGAUCCAGUUCAGUCGUUGUUACCCAGGACUCUCAGAGGGAGCCAUCAACUUCAUGAAGAACACCCUGAGCAACAAAGCCUGGGCAAGACCAACAGCUGCAGAGUGCCUCCAAAACCCCUGGAUACAAGGAGACCGUCCUCCCUCCAAACACACCGACUCUGUGGUCUGUUUUUCAGCAGACAAGCUGCAGGCCUAUCUCAGGGAAAGAGAGGUCAAGCGAGAUCACGUCCGCACAAAAAUUAAACUGCCCCUCUCAUAAUUCAAGGGACAGAACAUAUUUGGAGGCUGAAAUUGAUGUGUGAAACUGUGAAAUGCUUUUGUAGGUUUUUUUUUUUUUUUUUUUUUUAAGCUUUUUAAUGAUAAUCAAUUAUAUUUCUUUAGAUAAAACAUUUUUCGACAGGUGUAAUCCGGCAAUCUGCAUGACAUUUCUUCAAUUAUUGCUUUGUAAUCAUUCAAACAGUGACGCAUUACUUAAACACUAUUUUACAAUAGUGUAAAUAUAUGCGUAUUAUGGCUUUCCGUAUGCAAGCUGUGUAUUGUUCAAAAAGUGAUAAUACAAUAUUCUGAACAGUUUUAAAGGUGUUUGAUAUGUUUAGCUUGAAUUACUGAAAACAUCUAUCUAUCUAUCUAUCUAUCUAUCUAUCUAUCUAUCUAUCUAUCUAUCUAUCUAUCGUUCUAUCUAUCGUUCUGUCUAUGAAUGAAUGUAAGAUGUAGAACAGGUUAUUGCAGUAUAUUGUUUUUUCUUUUUUCUUUUUUGGUGUUAAUAAAAUUAUAUGCCACCACUCUAUCAGGGAUAACUUUCUUGUAUUAUAUGUGAUGUGGUUAAAAGCAAUAUUUUGUUAAUCACUCAGAUAUUUUUCUCAUUUUUAUGCAAAUUUUACUUUAUGUAUAAGGAUUGUAUUGGUUUUGGACUGGUAAGGAUAAUAUAGGGAUUGCAGUUGCCUCUGCAGUGAGUUUUUUUUUUUUUUUUGUCAAAAAUUCCAUGCACUUAAAAUAAACGUUUUAUUACACUGUAAAACUUAUUUUGUAGUUUGGAUUUAUACAGUGAUGAUUUAUAUUUUUAAACACACUAACCCAUAAGUAAGGCAUUUUAU